Messenger RNA from Cucumis sativus (cucumber), 2235 nucleotides. Its product is annotated as probable sulfate transporter 3.3. The coding region runs from base 51 to 2045 and encodes 664 amino acids. The transcript is spliced from 13 exons. The record is from RefSeq and is a predicted model, not a curated record. Gene Ontology annotation, molecular function: secondary active sulfate transmembrane transporter activity. Gene Ontology annotation, biological process: transmembrane transport. NCBI's taxonomy places the organism in Eukaryota, Viridiplantae, Streptophyta, Magnoliopsida, Cucurbitales, Cucurbitaceae. Gene Ontology annotation, cellular component: membrane.
GCUUUGAAUUAUAAGAGAGAAGGCAAAUUGUGUUCAAAGGCAACAACAAAAUGGGAGACGACGACAAUAAUAAUAAUAACAAUAGAAAUGGGAGUAGCAAGCAGUCGGAGCCGCCCCGGGGUCCACCGGAGCACUCUGUUGAAAUUAUUCAUCCCGUGGUUCCGCCUCCCAGGAGAAGCUGGUUGGAGAAGAUCAGGAACCGCCUAAAGGAAAUCUUUUUUCCCGACGAUCCUCUCCGCCAGUUCAAGGGUCAAUCUCCGGUCAGAAAGUUGGUUCUUGGAGCUCAAUAUAUAUUCCCAAUUCUUGAAUGGGGUUCUCAUUAUAAUUUUUCCCUUUUUAAAUCUGAUGUUGUUGCUGGUCUCACCAUUGCUAGCUUGGCCAUUCCUCAGGGAAUAAGCUAUGCUAAGCUUGCUAAUUUGCCACCCAUUGUUGGACUUUAUUCAAGCUUUGUUCCACCAUUAGUAUAUGCUGUUCUUGGAAGCUCAAGAGAUCUAGCAGUUGGACCUGUUUCAAUUGCAUCAUUAAUAUUAGGUUCAAUGUUGAGACAAGAAGUUUCUCCCAUCAAAGAUCCCAUUCUUUUUCUUCAACUUGGCUUCACUGCCACCUUCUUCGCCGGUCUCUUUCAGGCUUCCCUCGGCUUUCUCAGACUUGGGUUUAUAAUAGAUUUUCUAUCCAAGGCCACUUUGAUUGGAUUCAUGGCAGGAGCAGCCAUUAUUGUGUCUUUACAGCAACUUAAAGGCUUGCUUGGAAUCACUCAUUUCACUAAACAAAUGGGUUUGAUUCCUGUUUUGUCCUCAGUUUUUCAUCACACUCAUGAGUGGUCAUGGCAGACUAUUCUGAUGGGCUUUUGUUUCCUUCUCUUCCUCCUCCUCACAAGACACAUUAGCAUGAAAAGGCCAAAGUUAUUCUGGGUAUCAGCUGGAGCUCCUUUAGUAUCUGUCAUUCUUUCAACCAUCUUGGUUUUUGCAUUCAAGGCCGAUCGCCAUGGCAUCAGUAUUAUAGGAAAAUUGGAAGAAGGAUUGAACCCUCCUUCAUUGAACAUGCUUCGUUUUGAAGGAUCACACCUUGGUCUUGUUAUUAAGACUGGCCUCGUCACUGGCAUCAUCUCUCUUACGGAAGGAAUCGCAGUAGGGCGAACUUUUGCAGCUAUAAAAGACUAUCGUGUGGAUGGUAACAAGGAAAUGAUUGCAAUCGGUCUCAUGAACGUGGUUGGCUCUUUCACGUCUUGCUACGUCACAACAGGUGCGUUUUCAAGGUCAGCGGUGAACCAUAAUGCAGGGGCCAAAACCGCAGUGUCCAAUAUCGUAAUGUCUGUGACGAUAAUGGUAACCUUGUUGUUUCUGAUGCCUCUUUUUCAAUACACUCCCAAUCUCGUGUUGGCUGCCAUCAUUGUCACCGCCGUCAUCGGCCUUAUCGACGUCCCAGCUGCGUAUGCCAUUUGGAAGGUCGACAAGUUCGACUUUGUUGUCAUGCUUUGUGCCUUCUUCGGAGUCAUUCUCAUCUCUGUUCAACAUGGUCUCGCCAUUGCUGUUGGGAUAUCAAUUUUCAAGAUCAUCCUACAAAUCACAAGGCCAAAAACAGCGAUGUUGGGGAACAUAGGUGGAACAGAUAUAUAUAGAAACAUUCACCAAUACAAGGAUGCAAUGAGCAUUCAAGGCUUUCUCAUUCUGAGCAUUGAAGCUCCGAUCAACUUUGCCAACACCACUUAUCUCAAUGAAAGGAUUUUGAGAUGGAUCGAGGAUUAUGAAGCUGGUCAAGAUCAUCUUAAGAAGGAGGGCUCUGACCUUCAGUUCGUGGUUUUAGAAUUAUCUGCUGUGAGUGCUAUAGACACUAGUGGAGUCCUACUCUUCAAAGAUCUAAGGAGAGCAUUGGAAAAGAAGGGUGUUGAGCUUGUGUUGGUGAACCCAAUGGGUGAACUAUUGGAGAAGUUGCAAAAAGCAGAUGAAAAUCAAGAGAUUUUGAGGCCAAAUAAUGUUUUCUUAACUGUGGGAGAGGCCGUUGCUUUCUUAUCAGCAACAAUGAAGCGACAAUCCUCAACUAUAUAGGAAACAAAAAUGUCAAUUUAAUGACUCUCACCUCUCUUUCUGCCAUACUUUUAAAUAGAUAAUGAGAAGAACAACAUAAUUAAUAAGGUAACUAAAUAGUUAUGAGGUUUUCUCCACAUCCAAUGUGUAUACUAAUGCUCGGAACCUUUACGUUAAUACUUCAUUAUAAAUCUUGAAGUUUUGAAGACAA